CCCCCUCCCUUGCUUCUAGACUGGCCCUACAGCUUCAACUUGAGCUUCAUCUCUUAUUCGCACCUCUACCACCGGUCAACAAAACAUAUAAUCAAGCUCAUUACAUUUCUGCUACCCCUGUUCUUGAAAUUGAACUAGACUGACUCUCAUCAUCACCAUGUCUGCCUUCAUCGAUCUGUCCAAGAACUAUUCGUUCUAUGCUAUCCCGGUAGCUUGGUUCCUCGCUUUUGCACCCGGCAUCUACUCCAAGGCGCUGGGUGGCAAGAAUUACGACAUCGCCAUGCCGCGAAAAUACGCCGAGAACAUCGAAAAAGAUCAGACGCUCACGAAGGCGACCAAGGCCAAGAUUCUGCGAUGUGAAGCCGCGGCUGCCAACGGACAGGAGACGCUACCCAUGUUUGUGACCUCUAUUAUCGCCGCCAACUACGCCGGUGUGCCCGUCGAGACCAUCAACAUGCUCGCCGGAGUGUACCUCGGCUCCCGUGCUCUCUACAACUUCACCUACGUAUUCCUCCAGGAGAACCCUAGCUUCGCUCCGGUGCGAAGUCUCGUGUGGAACGCUGGAGUCGUGUCCUGGAUGACGCUGUUCAUCAAAUCCGGUAACCGGUUGUAAAUGUAUUUGUGAACAGAGUAACAGUGGGAAUUCUUCGAUAAGGGGGGGUGCAAUUAACUCGAAGUUUGGCUCAAGUAGGAUCAAAUAGUGGUCAGAUACCCCUCGGUGCAAGCCCUGACAAUUAGAAGGAACGAUACUAAGUGGCUGUCAUUAUGUUACUUAGGUACCUUGUUAGACGAUCAAUUAGCUCGUCUGAGGCUCUUAAAAAGCCGUGUCAUUAUGCAAGUUGCAAUUCGAUAAUCUGUAUUAUGUUUCGCGAUUUCCCUAUUGCUAUAUUCUGGCAUCCUGUGAAUAGCGUGUACCGUGCACUGUGUAUGUAUAUGCAAGCACAGCACUUGUUAACGAUGGCCUUUGUCAGAAGGAGUGGGGACAUAUACGUAUGAUGGCAAUGUGAGUUGUAUUCAGGAUAAUUAGAAGGUAAAGAUCUAUAGUUAAAGACCUAGG
This is a messenger RNA of Xylaria bambusicola, 1057 nucleotides long. RefSeq lists its product as uncharacterized. NCBI's taxonomy places the organism in Eukaryota, Fungi, Ascomycota, Sordariomycetes, Xylariales, Xylariaceae. Bases 158 to 613 code for a protein of 151 amino acids. The transcript is spliced from 4 exons. The record is from RefSeq and is a predicted model, not a curated record. Gene Ontology annotation, cellular component: membrane.